AUGAUUUCUCAACAAUUAAUAGAUUUUCAAGUUGAAGCCAAUGCCGAACAUACUCAUUCGAUCUGUGAAGAAUUUCACCAAAUGCAAGUACAAUUAAUUACUCCCGUUACAAACACUGAAGAACUUGUCCAGAUGACCGAUAUUUUAAAAGAAGCUACAGACAGAAAAAUAAUUACACUCGUCAAGGAAAUUAAGAAAGCUGUCAAAAGAAUAAUUUUCUUGUUGAAUAAUGCUGUUCUUCCUGAAAAAGAUUUGAUGUGUCAUAGUACUAUGCUGAGAUGGCCAAAGAAAAUGCGAAAAUUAUUUAAAACCACAUCAAUUGAAUUACGUAAGAAAAGGGAAGAAGCCGAAAAUAAAUUAGUUGACAGACUUCAUAUGCUCAAUAAUAAUAUGGAUUUCUGUGCACGUAAAGUUAAAAACCUACCUUUAAUUCAGGAAGCUACACUUGAUGAAUCAAGAGCAGCUGUAGAAGGACUACAAUAUUUACAUGAAUGUUUAGUUGAUGCAAGAGAUGAAUUAGCUGCAAUAAAUGAAGAGGAACGACUUUUAGGUCAUGAUUUGACUGUGGAACCUUCAAUACCAGUAAUGUUUCAUGAAAAGGAGCCUUAUGAAAAGUUGUGGAAUACUGCAUAUGAUUUUUUCAGAAACUAUAAAAUUUGGUACUAUGGUCCAUUUGCUGAACUAAAUGCAGAGCACAUUCGAGACCAAGUUGAAGAAAUGUGGAAAGUCAUGUUCAGAUUGGUAAAGACCUUUGCUGGGCAACCUGAUACAAGAGCUGUCGCCGAAACAAUGAAAGAGAAAAUUGAAGCUUUCCGAAAUUAUGUUCCUCUUUUAUUAGCCAUAUGUAAUCCCGGAAUUAAGCCUCGACAUUGGCAAUAUGCGAGUAGAUUCCUGCGCUUCAAAAUUGCGCCUGGACCAAAAGCAACAUUGGAAGACAUGAUACGUGUUGGAUUAAACCGACAUAUUGAAAAAGUUGAAGAACUUUCUGUAACAGUUUCUAAAGAAUUUCAGCUGGAAAAGGCAAUGGCAAAAAUGAAGGAUGAAUGGAAAGAUAUUGAAUUUGAAUUCAAACCCUAUCGUGAGACGGGUGUUCCUAUUCUGUCCGCUGUCGAUGAUAUUCAGGUGUUGCUAGAUGAUCAUAUAUUGAAAGUGCAAACAAUGAGAGGUUCUCCUUACAUAAAACCUUUUGAAGUAGAAAUGAGACUUUGGGAAGAGACGUUGCUUCUAGUGCAGGACGUUUUGGAUUCAUGGUUAAAGUGCCAAGCAACAUGGCUUUAUUUGGAACCCAUAUUCAGCUCUGAAGAUAUUAUGCAACAGAUGCCUGUUGAAGGUAGAAAAUUUAGUACUGUAGAUAAAAGUUGGCGUGAAACUGCUGCUAAAGCUGUAACUGAUCCACAUGUUCUAGUUGCAACAUCUCAUCCAAACAUGUUGCAGACUUUGCAGCAAUGCAAUGUACUUCUUGAUGAAAUUCAGAAAGGAUUAAAUGAUUACUUGGAGAAGAAAAGAUUAUACUUUCCAAGAUUUUUCUUUCUCUCAAAUGAUGAACUUCUUGAAAUCUUAUCUGAAACAAAAGACCCUCACAGAGUUCAGCCACAUCUGAAAAAAUGCUUUGAAGGAAUUGCACGAUUAGAGUUUACAAAAGACAAUGAAAUUGUUGGCAUGAUUUCUGCUGAGAAAGAAGUUGUUCCUUUAUCAAAAAAAGUUGUCCCUGCAUCUGCAAAAGGGAUGGUUGAAAAGUGGUUAGCUGAAGUUGAAGUGGCUAUGCUUGCUUCGCUGAAACAUGUUAUUGGGAAGUCCUUGUUGUCAUACCCUGAGCUACCGAGAACAGAGUAUGUCUUGAGCUGGCCUGGCCAAGUUGUGAUAUGCGUGUGCUCAGUUUUCUGGACUGCAGAGGUUGCUGAAGCACUUGAGAACAAUACCAUGGAGAAAUAUCGACAAAAAUGUAAUCACCAAAUUGAUGAUAUUGUUGAGCUUGUAAGAGGAAAAUUAGAACCUAAUAAAAGAUUGACAUUGGGAGCACUUAUUGUUAUUGAUGUGCAUGCUCGUGAUGAAGUUGCGAAACUUGCUGAUCAAAAAAUAACAGACAUCAAUGAUUUUAACUGGAUAAGCCAAUUACGCUACUAUUGGGAAAAUGAAACCAUUAUUGUUCGCAUGAUUACUACAGAUCUUGAGUAUGGCUAUGAGUAUCUUGGAAACACUCCUCGUUUGGUCAUUACUCCUUUAACAGAUAGAUGUUACAGAACACUGAUGGGAGCCUUGAAGUUAAACUUAGGUGGAGCUCCUGAAGGGCCUGCUGGGACAGGCAAAACAGAAACCAGCAAAGAUUUAGCUAAAGCUGUUGCAAAACAAUGUGUUGUAUUCAACUGUUCUGAUGGUCUUGAUUUCAAAGCUAUGGGCAAGUUCUUCAAAGGAUUAGCUCAAUCAGGUGCAUGGGCCUGCUUUGAUGAAUUCAAUCGCAUUGAACUUGAAGUAUUAUCAGUCGUAGCUCAACAAAUUCACAGUAUACAGUAUGCCAAGGCUCAGAAGUUGGCACAGUUUCUCUUUGAAGGAACCGAAUUAUCAUUAAACCCAUCUUGCAAUAUGUUUAUCACCAUGAAUCCUGGUUAUGCUGGACGCCAGGAGCUUCCAGAUAACUUAAAGGUUUUGUUUAGAACUGUUGCAAUGAUGGUGCCAGAUUAUGCUUUAAUUGGUGAAAUAUCACUUUAUUCCAUGGGUUUUGUAGAAGCUCGAAAUUUGGCUGGGAAAAUCGUUGCUACCUACAAGUUAUGCUCUGAACAACUUUCAUCACAACAUCAUUAUGACUACGGGAUGAGAGCUGUCAAGUCGGUACUUACUGCUGCUGGUAAUCUCAAAUUGAAAUAUCCUGAUGAAUUAGAAGCAAUACUUGUUUUAAGAGCUAUAAAUGAUGUAAAUCUAGCAAAGUUUUUGGCUCAGGAUGUUCCAUUGUUUGAGGGGAUUAUAUCUGAUUUAUUCCCUGGAGUUAUUCUUCCCAAGCCAGACUAUGGCGUUUUAUACAAAGCUCUGAAUGACAAUAUAGAAAAACAAAAUCUACAACCUGUGCCUUGGUUCAUAAAUAAGAUAAUUCAGAUAUAUGAGAUGAUUUUAGUACGGCAUGGAUUGAUGAUUGUUGGAGAUCCUAUGGGUGGAAAAACUUGUGCUUAUCAAACUUUGGCUGCAGCCCUAACUGAUGUGUGUAAGCUUGGACCUGAAUGUGGAAUAACAGAGAAUAAGGUUCAAUACAGAAUCAUAAAUCCCAAAGCAAUAACAAUGGGACAAUUGUAUGGUUGUUUUGACCCCGCCUCCCAUGAGUGGACAGACGGAGUUUUAGCAAAUACUUUUCGGGAUUAUGCAAGUGAUCCAUCUGAAGAUAGGAAGUGGAUAAUGUUUGAUGGGCCUGUUGAUGCUGUUUGGAUUGAAAAUAUGAACACUGUCUUAGAUGACAACAAAAAGCUAUGCUUGAUGAGUGGUGAAAUAAUACAAAUGAGUGCUUCAAUGAACCUGAUUUUUGAACCUGCAGAUUUAGAACAGGCAUCUCCUGCAACCGUUUCGCGAUGUGGAAUGAUUUACAUGGAGCCACAUCAACUUGGAUGGAGGCCAACAAAGGAUUCCUAUUUAAAAUCACUUAGUGAUACAGAUAUUGCUGAAGAUUAUAUUUCAUUAGUAGAUGAUUUGUUUGAGUGGCUUGUUGAACCAGCUUUAUUUUUCUUGAAGCACAAGUGUACUAUGUUCUUGAAAACUUCAGACGUUCACCUAGUAUCAUCAUUGAAGAAACUCUUCAAUUGCUUGUUGAAAGAUAUGUUGGCAUCACAACCAAGUGACCUAGAUGAAUCUGUCCGCUUGAUGGAUACACAGCGUGGAAUCCAAUCAUUUUUUAUUUUUUCCCUUGUAUGGACUAUUGGAGCAACAAUGAAUACAAAAAGUCGCCUAUUAUUUGAUGAAUUUUAUAGAAAUCUUUUGCUUGGAGGGAACUUGGAACAUCCUAAGCCUAAAAGUUUUAAACUCAAUAAGCAACAGAUUUUUCCUGAAGAAGGCUUAGUCUAUGAUUAUAUGUUUAAUUAUGAAAAUUUUUCAUGGGUCACUUGGUUGAAUACUUUGAGCAAAGAAGAACUAGAAUUGCCUUUUGAUUCUAGAGUGAAUGAAUUAAUUAUUCCAACUAAUGAAACAGUACGCCAAAAAUUCAUGCUGAAAGUUUACACAUCUCAUGAUGUACCCGUUCUUUUUGUUGGACCUACUGGCACUGGAAAAUCAGCAAUAACAAAUAAUUUCAUCAUUAACCUUCCAAAAGAGAAGUAUUUACCCAACAGCAUAAAUUUCUCAGCCCGAACAAGUGCUAGCCAGACACAAGAUAUAAUAAUGGGAAAAUUAGAUAGACGAAGGAAAGGUGUCUUUGGUCCCAGCAUGGGAAAGAAAUGUGUUGUCUUUGUGGACGAUUUGAAUAUGCCUGCUAAGGAAGUAUAUGGUGCUCAACCUCCAAUAGAGCUUCUUCGCCAAUGGAUAGACCAUGGUCAUUGGUUUGAUAAAAAAGACACAUCAAUCUUAGAAAUUGUUGAUGUGAACCUUAUAACAGCUAUGGGACCUCCAGGUGGUGGCCGGAAUGAUAUUACAUCACGUUUUGUGCGACAUUUAAACAUAAUGGGGAUUGAUGUGUUUGAUGAUGAAACAUUGUGUCAUGUUUUUACUUCCAUUGUCAAUUGGCAAUUUUGUAAAGGUUAUGAUACAAAUAUUCAGAGGCUUGGAAAGGCUGUGGUUCAAGCCACUAAUGAGAUUUACAUUGCUGCUAUAGCUAAUUUUUUGCCUACACCUACAAAAAGCCACUAUGUUUUCAAUCUAAGAGAUUUUGCUAAAGUAAUUUAUGGAGUUCUUUUGAUGCCCAAAACUCAUCUUACUGAAGCUAACAAGCUGAUCCGGCUAUGGAUCCAUGAAGCUUACAGAGUUUUCUAUGAUCGUUUAGUAGACGAUUCUGACAGGUUAAAGUUCUUUGAAAUAAUAUCAGAAACAACAAAUCUGCACUUUAAACAGCCCUUGAACAAAGUGCUAUCCCAUUUGACAUCAGGUACUCUUGAGGAUGAUGAUAUUAGGAAUUUGUUCUUUGGAGAUUAUAUGCACCCAGAUGAGGAAACUCGAAUCUAUGAUGAAGUGCAAGAUUUAACAGAGCUAUCAGAAGUGAUGAAUGGGUAUUUAGAUGAUUUUAAUCAAAUGACCAAGACUCCAAUGCACCUUGUUUUGUUCAAAUUUGCUCUUGAGCAUGUUUCUCGUAUCUCCCGUGUUCUGAAGCAAGAUAAUGGUCAUGUUUUACUUGUUGGAAUUGGUGGUAGUGGUAGACAAAGUGCCGCUAGAUUAGCUACUUAUAUGGCUGGAUAUGAGACAUUUCAAAUUGAAAUCACAAAAAAUUAUACAAGUACAGAAUGGCGAGAUGAUAUUAAAAAGGUUCUUAGAAAAGCUGGAGCUGAUGGCAAAGCUACUGUGUUCCUCUUUAAUGAUAACCAAAUCAAGGAUGAAUCAUUUGUGGAAGACAUUAAUAUGAUUUUGAAUACUGGAGAUGUUCCAAAUCUUUAUGCAGCUGACGAGAGAGCUGACAUUUUGGAAAAGAUGCAGGCUGCUGCAAGAGAAACUGGCAAAAAAAUUGACACUUCUCCGUUAUCUCUGUACAACUUUUUUAUUGAAAGGGUUCGCCAGAAUCUUCAUAUGGUACUAGCCAUGAGUCCUAUUGGUGCUGCACUUCGAAACAGAUUGAGAAUGUUUCCAUCCUUAAUUAACUGCUGUACUAUUGAUUGGUUUCAGUCUUGGCCGGAUGAUGCUCUUGAAAUGGUAGCAAACAAGUUUUUGGAAGAAUCUGAUAUCGAUUCCAGUAUUCGUUUGGCUUGCGUGACUAUGUGCAAGCAUUUUCAUCAAAGUGUGUACAGUAUGUCUGAGAGAUUUUAUUUUGAACUUCAGAGAAAGAAUUAUGUUACUCCUACAUCUUAUUUAGGACUUAUUAUUACUUUCAAAGAUCUCUUAUCCAAAAAACAAGGUGACUUGCUGGCUCAAAAGAAUCGUUAUAUUGUUGGUCUUGAAAAGCUUGAAUUUGCUGCGUCUCAAAUAGCAGUCAUGCAGAACCAAAUUACAGAACUUCAGCCAGAACUUGUAAAAAAAGCUGCCGAAAUCGAAAGUCUUAUGGUUGUUAUUGAAGCCGAAACUGUUGAUGUUGAAUCGCAAAAAGAGCUUGUUGCAGCUGAAGAAUCAGUGGCUAAUAAGAAAGCUGCUCAAGCUCAGGCAAUUAAAGAUGAGUGUGAGAGAGAUUUAGCCGAAGCUAUCCCAGCCAUGGAAGCAGCUAUUGCAGCUCUUGAUACUCUUAAACCAGCUGAUAUAACUUUAGUUAAAGCAAUGAAAAAUCCCCCACCAGGUGUAAAAUUAGUCAUGGAAGCAAUAUGUAUAAUGAGAGGAGUAAAACCUGAAAGAAAACCAGACCCUAGUGGUUCUGGGAAAAUGAUAGAAGAUUAUUGGGGACCGUCUCAAAAAAUGCUUGGUGACAUGAAAUUUUUGGAUGCCUUGAAAUCUUAUGAUAAAGACAAUAUUCCAGAAUCUAUAAUUCAAAAAAUUCGACAAAAAUUUUCUUCAAAUCCAGAUUUUGACCCUGCUGUUAUCAAGAAAGUGUCAGUUGCAUGUGAAGGUUUGUGUCGCUGGGUGAGAGCAAUGGAUGUAUAUGAUCGUGUUAACAAAGUGGUUGCUCCGAAAAAAAUAAAAUUGAAAGAAGCUUCAGCUGAAGUAGCUAUUCAAAUGAAAGCUUUGAAUGAAAAGAAGAAAGCUCUGAAAGCUGUAACUGACAAAUUACAAGAGCUAAAUGAUACUUUUACCAGCAAAACUAAAGAAAAAAAGGAUUUAGAAGAGAACUUAGAGCUCUGCGAACAAAAGAAGGAGAGAGCCACAAAAAUGAUUGGUGGCUUAGGUGGGGAAAAGGAUCGAUGGAAUGCAGCUGCUCAGAACUUGACUCUUGCUUAUGGGAACAUAGUUGGGGAUGUUCUUUUGUCUUCUGGUGUAAUUGCUUAUCUAGGAGCUUUUACAGUGGACUUCAGACAAGAAUGCAUUUCAUCAUGGAAAUCUCUUUGCAAAGAGUCAGGAAUCCCUUGUUCAGAUGAUUUUUCAGUCAUUGAAACAUUAGGGGAGCCAGUAUUAAUAAGAGAGUGGCAAAUUGCUGGUUUGCCGGUAGACAAUUUUUCCAUAGAGAACAGCAUCAUCGUAAAAUUUGGUAGAAGAUGGCCUCUGCUAGUGGAUCCCCAAGGUCAAGCAAGUAAAUGGAUAAAAAAUAUGGAAAAGAAAAAUAAUUUAGAUGUAAUUAAAUUGACUGACAGCAAUUAUAUUCGUGUGCUUGAGUAUGCCUUGCAGUUUGGUCACCCUGUUCUUUUGGAAAAUGUUGGUGAAGAUCUGGAUCCUGUUCUCGAACCCAUACUAACCAAGGCUACCUUCAAAGAAGGUGGAAUGGAGAUGAUGAAAUUGGGAGAUAACAUUAUACAGUAUUCUCCAGACUUUAGGUUUUAUAUUACUACUAGGCUACAAAACCCACAUUACUUGCCUGAAAUUUCUGUCAAGGUUACCUUAAUAAAUUUUAUGAUUACUCCCCUUGGACUGCAAGAUCAGUUGCUUGGCAUUGUUGCGGCUAAAGAAAAUCCUGCUUUGGAAGAAAGUAAAAAUAAAUUAAUCUUGGAAAGUGCUGAGAAUAAGAGACAGCUGAAGGAAAUUGAAGAUCGAAUUUUGGAAGUUUUGUCAUCUUCUGAAGGGAACAUAUUGGAAGAUGAAACAGGCUGCCAUGUCUUAACAUCUUCUAAAAUUCUGUCUGAGGAAAUAUCAUCUAAAGAAAUAAUAGCUGAGGAAACAAAACUAGAAAUAGAUGCUGUGCGUAACGGUUAUCAACCAGUUGCUGUGCAUUCUUCAAUUUUAUUCUUUUGCAUUUCAAGCUUGAGUAACAUUGAUCCCAUGUAUCAGUAUUCUCUUUCUUGGUUUAUCUCUUUAUAUUAUCAGUCUAUUGAAAAUAGUGAAAAAUCAGAUGUUCUUGAAACACGAAUUGAGUGUUUGAAUGAUCAUUUCACAGCAAGUAUAUAUAGAAAUGUCUGCAGAUCGUUGUUUGAAAAAGACAAAUUACUUUUUUCAUUUUUGCUAUGCAUUGGUAUUUUGCGUGGAAGGAAUGAAGUAGAUGAAGAUGUAUGGAGAUUUUUACUUACUGGAGGGGUUGCUCUCGACAAUCCAUACCCAAAUCCAGCUCCUGAUUGGUUGACUGACAGAGCUUGGUCAGAAGUUGUAAGGGCUUCCAAUUUACCUCUUCUUGGAGAACUCAUGGAAAGUGUUAAAAGCAAUAUAUCAGCUUGGAAAGAAAUAUAUGAUUCACCUAAUCCCCACGAGCUUCAGUAUCCAUCUCCCUUUGAAGAAUUGACUGGAAUUCACAAGAUGGUCAUCCUGAGGUGUCUUCGGCCUGACAAGCUAAUACCUGCUGUUCAGAACUUUGUGUGCGAAAACAUGGGACAGUCUUACAUAGAGCCUCCUACUUUUGAUUUAGUUGGAUCCUAUGCUGACUCCUCUUGUUGUACACCUUUGAUAUUUAUCUUGUCUCCUGGAGCUGACCCCAUGGCUGCACUUCUCAAAUUCGGCACAGAUAUUAGCAUGACAGGAAGUAAAAUUCAAACAAUUUCCCUUGGGCAAGGACAGGGCCCAAUUGCUAAAUCAAUGAUUGAUAAAGCCUUAGUUGAUGGAUCCUGGGUUGUACUGCAAAAUUGUCACCUGGCAACAAGCUGGAUGAAUACCUUAGAAAACAUUUGUGAAGAAGUAAUUACUCCUGACAAAACUGAUAUAAAUUUUCGUUUGUGGCUGACAAGUUAUCCAGCUGAAUCAUUUCCUGUAUCAAUAUUACAAAAUGGUGUUAAAAUGACGAAUGAGCCCCCAAAAGGUCUCAGAGCCAAUCUCUUGCGUUCUUACAUCAGUGAUCCAAUAUCAAACACUUCUUUUUAUGCUGGUUGUAAUAAGCCUGAUAUAUGGUGUAAACUUUUGUUUGGCCUCUGCUUCUUUCAUGCUUUGGUUCAAGAAAGAAGAAAAUUUGGGCCUCUAGGCUGGAAUAUUCCAUAUGAAUUCAAUGAAUCUGAUUUAAGGAUUAGCAUGACACAACUUCAGAUGUUUCUAAAUGAUUAUGAAGAGUUGCCUUUAGAUGCUUUGACAUACCUUACUGGAGAGUGUAAUUAUGGUGGACGAGUAACUGAUGACAAAGAUCGUAGAUUGCUCCUUUCCUUGUUGUCAUUAGUUUAUACACCAGAAAUAAUUGUAGAACAAAAUUACAAGUUCUCUGAAAGCUCCCUAUACUUCAUCCCAGAUCAAUUGGAACACAAUGAUAUUGUAGAAUAUAUCCGUAGCCUGCCUAUUAAUCCACAUCCUGAAGUCUUUGGUUUACAUGAAAAUGCUGAUAUUACAAAAGAUAAUCAAGAAACACAACAACUUUUGGAUGGAAUUCUUCUAACUCAAGCUCGAUCAAGUGGUGCUGGAGCUCAAACCUCUGGUGACAUGAUCUAUGACUUAGCUGCUGAUAUCCUUGAGAAACUUCCUGCAGAUUUUGAUAUUGAAAUGGUAAUAGAAAAGUACCCUGUUGUUUAUACUGAGUCAAUGAAUACCGUUCUUCGGCAGGAGUUGAUACGUUUUAAUAGAUUAACAUCUGUUGUACGUGAUUCUCUAAAAAAUCUUCAAAAAGCUGUAAAAGGGCUUGUUGUAAUGUCUUCCGAAUUGGAGGAAGUAUUUGAUUGUAUGUUGGUCGGAAAAGUUCCCGCCAUGUGGGCUGCAAAGUCAUAUCCAUCCUUAAAGCCAUUAGGUAGUUAUAUAACAGACGUAUUAGCUAGGCUAAAAUUUUUUGGUUCCUGGGUUGAAACUGGAGCUCCGAACGUGUUUUGGAUUUCUGGAUUCUUUUUUACACAGUCAUUUUUAACAGGAGCUUCUCAGAAUUACGCCAGAAAAUACUGCAUACCUAUUGAUCUUCUGGGGUACCAAUUCGAAGUACUUUCCUUCGAGUCUGAUUCCGAUACAAAACCAGAAGACGGUGUUUAUGUAAAAGGUUUAUAUCUGGAAGGAGCGCGUUGGGAUCGUCAGAAAAUGAGACUCAAUGAGUCAUAUGCCAAAGUGCUCUACGACACCCUACCUGUCAUGUGGAUCAAACCAGGGAAGAAGUCAGACUUCCAGCCCUCUUCUUCGUACACCUGCCCCAUGUACAAAACGAGUGCUCGGAGGGGUACGCUCAGCACCACGGGCCACUCCACGAAUUUCGUGAUGAUGAUCGACUUGCCUUCCGACAAGCCCGAAAAGCAUUGGAUCAACCGGGGCGUCGCUUCGCUCUGUCAGCUGAGUGACUGAGAAGAUCAACUCGUAUGUUGAGGCACUAGGGAUGAAGAUUGAUGUGAUUGUUUAGUGUAUCUUUUUGUAGUCUGUUAGGA
Molecule: messenger RNA, 10436 nt
Organism: Uloborus diversus
Lineage: Eukaryota; Metazoa; Arthropoda; Arachnida; Araneae; Uloboridae
Product: dynein axonemal heavy chain 3-like
Exons: 66
Coding region: 1-10356 (3451 amino acids)
Biological process (GO): microtubule-based movement
Cellular component (GO): dynein complex
Molecular function (GO): ATP binding; ATP hydrolysis activity; dynein light intermediate chain binding
Source: RefSeq, a predicted model, not a curated record